Molecule: messenger RNA, 1900 nt
Organism: Acanthopagrus latus (yellowfin seabream)
Lineage: Eukaryota; Metazoa; Chordata; Actinopteri; Spariformes; Sparidae
Exons: 5
Coding region: 72-1139 (355 amino acids)
Source: RefSeq, a predicted model, not a curated record
UAUUAAUGAUUUGUUAAUGCGUUAAUAAUGUAAAUGUGCUGUUGCGUCGUUUCAGUUUAUUUGGAGCAAUAAUGGGAAAUGCGCAGAGUUACAUCGCCGCCUCGGUCACUGCUUGUUCUGUGUACUUGGUUUAUGUUCACAUCUACUCUUCUCAUAAGUUGUUGAGGACAAAUGUCCUCGACAACGAGAGGCUUCCCAGUUCCGUCUAUCUUUAUAUGAAAUACUUGACCAAAGCUCUGAGUCGGAGGACAGGCUGCUUGUGCACGGACACCACGAGGGAGUGUCAAGUUGUUUACACGGUCCUCAACUGCAGGCUGGAGACUCCCCUGCUGAGGAGGUUCUGCACUGCUGCUGGUUAUGGUUGGGAUUAUCCAGACACCGAGUGCAGAGACACCCCUCUGUGUUUCCCAGAGUUUCUCUGUCGAAGGCUGCUGCUGAUGCUGCUGACUGACAGAGACUUCAGGCUCAGCCCGGCAGGUCUCGUUCGUGUGCGGCAGAGUUUAAAAACCCUUCAGCCAGUUGAUGAACUGAAGAAGGGUCCGUUCACGCUGCAGGUUCGAGUCCUAGUUUACCGGCAAAUUGAUGCAGGGGUGGAGGUGGACAUCUGCCUCACAGCCACUUCUCGUACUGGAUGCCCCGUGUGGGAGAGCGUCCUGACGCUGCUGUCUGAAAACAAGCUCCACAAAACCACCAGCAGAGGCUCACCAAGGAAGGAAAAUGAGACCCCAACAGAUGAGCCGGAACCCGAAAAUGUGAAGCAGGUGGAGCUUAAAGUGUCCAGGGCUGCUGGCCUGCAGUGUGCCUGGACUUUGUCUGACUUCUUCCCCUAUCGGCUGCUCUCUCUAUCGUCCACACUCUUUGGCUACAGAUCGCAGACCUCACCGAGUCUCUGGAUGCUGUCUGUCUGCUUGGCUGAAAUAGAAAAGCACAAAGGGGUUGAAGUCAUCACAGCUCCGAUCAACAUCACUGCCCAGUAUCAGGAGCCUCUGAUGGUGCCAGGCAGGGUGACGAUCACGUUCUGGGAGAAUAGCAAAGACCAGAAUCAGUCCUCUGCUCCAGGCCUCAGCUUCCACAUGCAGCAACAUGGAAGCAACAGAACUCACGUCAAGGGACUCAUUUUUAGGUCUGAAUCAACCUAGAGGGUUGAUAUUGGUAGUUUUGCCUAAACACAGCCAAAUGCUGAUAUUGCACUUUUUCUAUUUUGCUGUUUUUGCUGUUAAUUUGUAUGAUUGAAUGUGUAAUUAAUUAAAUGCAGCAAGGUUGUCCAGAGAAUCAUCUAAUCCACAUUCAUAUGAUCAUUAGAUAAGAUCUGUACAAUGCAGAUUUGAUUUGUAUUCCACUAAGAACAUGAUGUAAUUGAAUGAGGUGUUUUCAACUUAAUUCACCGCGACCGUUUCAAUACUUACAAUAAUGGUGGAGUGUUCAUGCUGUAAAUUACAAUGUGCCAUGUUCACGUGUGUGUGUGAGGAGCUAAAAUAACUAAUUCAUGAGUAACAGUACACAUAUUGUUGUCAUUUAAACCGGCAUUAGUCUUUUGCCUAAAAGGGUCAUAUUAACUGAGUAAGAUUUCUGAUUAAUUUCAUCAGCAAAGCUUUGUGCUGUAGGUUUCAUAGAUCUACUGUACACGAUCACUUUGUCACAUGCUAUGUCUACUGGUUGAUAUAUACAACACUAAUGCAGACAUCAUCCCUACAGGGAGUGGAGACUUUUCAAUAUUUGAUCCCUCUGAUAUUCCUGUGUGCAUCUUUGAUGUAUGUGAAGGUCUGUCUUCUUGUAUUAUUUAUUGGAACACAUUUAGUGUAUGGAAGUGAGAGAAGUGGCUUUUCACGCAUCUGCACCGCUGCAACAGUUCAUGCUAACACAGAGCUAUGAUAUUUUGAAAUAAAAGCAAUGGGCAUUU